UGUUUUUGUUUUGAAAUUUUGACAAACUAAUUUAUUUAUUUUCAUUCAUUUGUUAUUUUAUAAUGUUAUGCCAGUCGCUAUAAAAUAUUCAUGACCUUGUGAUCAAACUUGCUAUCUGAGACCAAAAUAUACUAUGGAAGAUUCACCACCAUUAAUCCUCUGUUUGGAAAACACAAACGGGGAAGAAGUUGCAUUAAAGAUUGAACCAUAUGAUACUUUUAAAAUAUUUCUGGAUAAAGCCAAGUCACUUCUAGGCUAUGACGUCGAUUUAAACGCGAUAACGGGCAACCAACCGGUCAAUCUGGAUGAAAGCGCUUAUACUUUCCUUUUAAAUGCUGAACAAAGUCUUCCGGAUACAAAUUUGGAUCCACCAAAUUACGAUAAUAAUCCUAAAGAUUCUGACGACCUAGUUUACGUCUUAGAUGAUGGAACACAAAUACGAGCCUCUCAAAUACAAUUUGAUAAUGAAGAUCCUCUCACAGAUCUAACGGCUGAGAAUAUACCAUUUGUUAAAUAUACAGAUAGUCCAGACGAAAAUGAUAUAAAUGAUAUUGAAAUUCGCACUAUAAAAGAUAUCAACAUAGUCGAAAGUCCUGUGGCAAAUAAGAAUUUUAGUCCAAAAGGCAAUUUUGCCAAUAGCCUCCCUUUUAAACUUGUCUGCAAUAACAUUUCGAAUUUCGAAGCGCAGUUCGCUAAAUAUCUCGAAUCCAGUGCGAAAAUGUUCGCGACAAAUUCUGUUACCAAUAAAAACAGAUCGCCUAGAAAUGUUGAUGAUUUUAAAAAUGACGACAAAACAUUAAAAGAUAGUAAUAACUUUUAUACUCGUGAAGAAAUACUUAAUAUGUUUAAAGAUUCUCCCGUGACUCCUCUACCGUGUGAAGACAAUCAAAGUUACGAAACUCGAAGACAUGUACGGAAGACUGAUCCUUCAAGACUUGUUUAUAAGGGCUGGAAUGCCAAACCAAUUAUAGACUUAGAUUCAGCUAUUGACAAACACGAUUGUUUCAUAUGCUGUAAAAACAUCGAAAGCAACGAAAAGUUGUAUUUAUUUGACAAAGAAGAUCAAAUGUUGCAUCGUUGCGAGCAAAGGAAAUACAUGACUCAGCUUAAAAUUAUAUGCGAGAAAUGCUUAGGAGAAAAUUUUAAGCCAAGCAGAAUGAAAAGUCCAAGUCAAUCCUUAAACAACGAUGAAUAUUUGGUCAUUAAAAAUAAUCAACAAUAUAUUUUUCAAAAGACAACAUCAAUUAAUUUCAAUAAUACAAUUUACAAUCCAAGGAAAACAAUAGAAGUGGAUUCUAGAAGUAAAGAAGAAUUUGUUAAAGUAGAAAUUGGACCAGAUGGAGAAAUUAUAACGAAACUUGUUGAUAAUGUGAGAGUCGAUGAUAUGACUAUAGUGAAAGAUGAGAAAAAAGGUAGCUCGAGUGACUUGGAAAUAAUAGAGCCGGAAACGGAAAUUGAUAUAGAAAACAUUGAAGAUGAAGACGUCAAGGAAUUCUUGGGGAAGUACCAACGUGACGGUAAUGUUGAUGCAGAGGAAUUAAAAUGCAGAUUUUGUAAUCGAGAAUUCAAGGAGUUACCAGAAAUAUUAGACCACUGUGAAGACCAUAAACACGAUCUUGAUGAUGGUACCGUUUAUCCGUGCCUGCUAUGUGAUUACGGAUAUGCCAAUAUAAAAUGGCUUAAAGGUCAUAUAAAAGCUGCUCACGGGGAUCAGAAUCAAAAAAAGGACGAGGACGCUGUUGAAGAAAUAAAUAAUGGUAAUAAAUGUACUUAA
Messenger RNA from Vanessa tameamea, 1774 nucleotides. RefSeq lists its product as uncharacterized. The transcript is spliced from 5 exons. Bases 134 to 1774 code for a protein of 546 amino acids. The record is from RefSeq and is a predicted model, not a curated record. Lineage: Eukaryota; Metazoa; Arthropoda; Insecta; Lepidoptera; Nymphalidae.